Molecule: messenger RNA, 1813 nt
Organism: Ricinus communis (castor bean)
Lineage: Eukaryota; Viridiplantae; Streptophyta; Magnoliopsida; Malpighiales; Euphorbiaceae
Product: proline-rich receptor-like protein kinase PERK15
Exons: 8
Coding region: 62-1279 (405 amino acids)
Biological process (GO): protein phosphorylation
Molecular function (GO): protein kinase activity; ATP binding
Source: RefSeq, a predicted model, not a curated record
ACUCUUACUAUCUUUCUUGAAUCUCUUAACAACAAAUACUUGCAAGAAAACUCUCAGGACCAUGUCAACACCGAUUGCUUUAAUGGCGUUAGGCUUAGUAGCAGCAUUUGUGCUGCUCUUUCUGUGCAUCUACUUCUUAACAGAUUGGUGCAGUCCGAGGAAAAGCUCUCAUGGAGAUGACCCCGAAGUUGGUCUGCCUCAGCCUGUUCGCAAUCUUCCCCAUAAAGAUGAAGAAUCAUCCUUGGCAGACCCUGUUGCUGUCCAAGAAACUCCAACGGCUGCCAUUGCUAGACUAAAAAGUUUUCAGACAAGCAUCUUUGCUUAUGAUGAGCUAGAGAAAGCAACAAAUGGUUUCUCUAAUAUCCUUGGUGAGGGUGGUUUUGGUCCAGUCUUUAAAGGAGUUCUUCCAGAUGGUCGACAGGUUGCAGUUAAGAAGCUUAAAGCCGGUAGCAAACAAGGAGAUCGUGAAUUUCAGGUUGAGAUUGAGACCAUCGGCCAUAUCCAUCACAGAAAUCUUGUUAACCUGAUCGGAUAUUGCAUCGACCUAGCAAAUCGGUUGCUUGUCUAUGAGUUUGUUCCCAAUAACUCAUUGAAAACUCACUUACAUGGAAAUGCCAUAUCAGUUAUGAACUGGCCAACCAGAAUGAAAAUCGCUAAAGGUUCAGCUAAAGGAUUGAAAUAUCUACAUGAAGACUGUAAACCCAGGAUUAUACAUCGGGAUAUCAAGGCUGAUAAUAUUCUUCUUGGAGAUGACUUUGAACCAAAGCUUGCAGAUUUUGGACUUGCAAAGUAUUUCCCUGAUGCUGCUACUCAUGUCUCCACAGACGUCAAGGGAACUUUUGGUUAUUUGGCUCCUGAAUAUGCCUCUACUAGGAUGCUUACGGAUAAGUCUGAUGUCUACUCAUUUGGUGUAAUGCUUCUGGAAUUGAUUACUGGGAAACUACCUGUUGACAUUAGUUGCUAUGGACACACUAACAUAGCUGGUUGGGCGAAGACUCGGCUCAGACAAGCUUUGAACAAUGGCAACUAUGGUGAUCUUGUUGAUCCCAAGUUGCAGAAUGAGUAUGACUACUUAGAUAUGACCCGAAUGAUAUUUUGUGCUGCAGCCUGUGUGCGUAAUACUCCAAAUCAUCGCCCACGAAUGAGUCAGGUAGUUCGAGCUCUGGAAGGGAUCAUUUCUCCAAAUGAUCUUCUGGAAGGGAGUCACACCUGGGCUACUGAGACUGAUGAAACACCACACUACUCUAUGGGAAGCUCAGAUUACACUCAAAGAAUAUAAUCCAGCAAACCAGCCAGGUAAAUUGCCCAACUGGUACCAAAUCUUGGGACUGUAUAUCAAUUUGAUAUUAUAAAUUUAAUUUGAAUCAAAAUGGUACCAAAAGUACAAAAAAAAUUAUCAAUUUAGUCAAAGUGUCCAAUUUCCGACAACGGAUGGUGACGUGGCAAGUUGAGAAGGUAUAUUCCGAUUGUUUCGCCCUCUCAGCGUAUGCCACGUCAAUUAACUUUGUUUCCUCAGCUUGCCACGUCACCAUCCGUUAUUAGAAAUUGGAUAUUUAGACUAACUUGAUAUACGUUUUUAUACUUUUAAUACUAUUUUGAUUCAAAUUAAAAUUUUAAUAUCAAAUUGAUAUACAAUCCUAAAGUUUGAUACCAGCCGGGCAAUUUACCCAAACCAGCCCUCGCAUUCCGUUUUUAAUCCAUAUUAAAUAAUACAAUUAAUUAUGUUUGUCGUAUCAUCAUUUAGACCCUCCUUUUAUCUUUUGCAUUUCUGCAAAAUUAUUUUCAAUUCGAAUGAGUAUUUUAUUUACAUGUA